AUGACGUACCCAGCUGAUACCAAUACUCGGCUUCGAGCAAGCAAAUGCCAUUGUCGGCAAUGGAACUUUCCCUUGCUUUGUUCAGUCCUUUUGGUGUCGUCUGCUGUGGGGGUAUCGGGGUUCCAAUCUUCGUUCAUUGCCACUACUAAGAAGGGUGUACAGAUGCGCUCACUGAACGUGUGGAAACCAGAUCCACGGGUACCACUCGUUCCGACCAAGUCUUCUCGGAUGUUACAACACCACGAUAAUUGCCUCAGCAAUCAAUCAAAACGACCCGGUUGGGCAGCACGUCUGUCUUCCAAAUGGCAACAGUUGACAUCUCGGAGACGGCGCUUGGUGCGUGGUGGGGCUGCCUUUCUCGCCAUUUUGAUGACAACCCUGGUAGUAAAUCCAGUCAAAGUUCUGGCCAUGGGAGGAGGAAUGGGAGGAUCCAGAGGACCCACUCUACCCAUGUCACAGAAAGAAUUCUUGUCGGCAUCCGCACUCUUUCUCAGUCUCUUCUCUGUGCUGGCACUGUUGCAUGCCGCCGAAAUUGCCAUUACGACACUCUACCCCUGGAAAGUACGAGAAAUUGCCGAAGAAGAAGCCAAACUGGGAAAGAAUCGAAGCACCUUUAAAGUUCUCAAUGAAGACAUUACCAGAGUCUUGACAACCAUAUUGGUCACAUCCACAGCAUGUUCCAUCUUUGCCACAACCAUCUUUACUCAUGUUGUCGCAUCGCGGUUUGGAACUCGCGGUGAACGCUACGGUGCCUUGGCACUGACGGCUCUGACACUCUUCUUUGUCGAACUCUUGCCCAAAUCACUGGGAGUGACCAAUGCCGAAACAGUGGCGCGACUCAUGGUCCCACCCGUGAAUGUGAUUUCCACCUUUGUGAGUCCUCUGGGCAUUUCUCUCAGCUUUCUGGCGAAACAAACACUGCGAUUGUUUGGUGUCAAUUUAUCAAAGGGUGAUGGGGACGUGUCCGAUUCACAACUGAGGCUGAUUGUUACGGGCGCCCGAGAUUCGGGAACCAUUGAUCACGGAGAACAGGAAAUGAUCCAAGGAGUCCUCAAUCUACAAGGCCAGCGAGUCAAGGAAAUCAUGAAACCACGGGUGGAAAUGAUCGCCGUGCCCAAAACGAUGAGUGUAGCAGGGGUCUUGGGUAUUGUCAGAGAAAGUGGAUACAGCCGCAUCCCAGUUUACGAGGGGGAAAUCGACAAUAUAGUUGGAAUGGUGAUUGCCAAGAAUGUGCUCGACUUUUUCGUAGAAGGUGUUCUAAUUGACGAAGAGAUGCAAAAGAAGAUCCGGCGAGAAGAUCCAAUUGAAGAAGUCUUGGCUUCAGGAGAGUUCCUUGAUGUUGGUGCAGCCGACAAUGCGACAUCCCAAGACGCGACGAAUUCAUCUGUCGUCAUUCCCAUUGGACCCAGUGGUGAAGAAACGUUAGUGCGACCCUUGACACCCAUGCAACUCGCUCAACGAAUGGAGGAGUCUAUCGAUCAGGCAGGUCUGAUUGAAUCCUGUUACUUUGUUCCGGAUACUGCUAAGGGAUGGUCCGUGCUCCAGGAAAUGCGACGCCGGAGAAUUCACAUGGCCAUCGUCGUUGAUGAGUUUGGUGGCACUGGUGGUUUAGUUUCCCUGGAAGAUAUCGUUGAGGAAGUGGUCGGUGAAAUCUACGAUGAAGAUGAUGAGGAAGAUUAUUCAUUCUCGGAAGAUUCUAUCACGCUGCAAGAGGAUGGUUCCUUUUUGAUUCGCGGUGAUGCUGAUCUGGAAGAUGUCGACACUAUUCUGCAACUGAGCCUGGAUGAAGAGUCGGAGUUGAAGGAGUUCGCGACUCUUAGUGGUUUCUUGUGCAUGUGUGCCGGGGAGAUUCCGUCCACGGGCGAUAUUAUCAUGAGCCGUGGUUGGUGCUUCGAGAUUGAGCAUGCGGAUGACAAGAGAAUUUUGCUGGUAAAGGUAGAACGCUUACUUGGAGAAGAGGUGGAGGACGACGACGACGAUUCCUCCAACAACCCAAUCCGCAAUCUACUACGAAUGAACAACGAUGACGGAGAUUCGGAAGAUGCAAAUGACGAAAAUAUCGACUCCAGCAAACAACGGACCGAGGCAAUGAUCGAGCAGGCGAGGGAAGCCAACAUUGAGGCGGCGAAAGACGUCGAGCGUUUGGUGGAAAGUGGCCAAAAGAAAAUGUCCAUGUUGAAGGAUAUUGCGGAGGGAAAGGAAGCAUAG
Molecule: messenger RNA, 2208 nt
Organism: Seminavis robusta
Lineage: Eukaryota; Bacillariophyta; Bacillariophyceae; Naviculales; Naviculaceae
Source: the annotation of a GenBank genome assembly